Molecule: messenger RNA, 2451 nt
Organism: Fusarium subglutinans
Lineage: Eukaryota; Fungi; Ascomycota; Sordariomycetes; Hypocreales; Nectriaceae
Product: zinc finger zas1
Exons: 5
Coding region: 1-2451 (816 amino acids)
Biological process (GO): DNA-templated transcription
Molecular function (GO): DNA binding; zinc ion binding
Source: RefSeq, a predicted model, not a curated record
AUGGAGAAGUAUCAAUGUUCACAAUGCCCAAGAAGCUUCAAGAGAUCCGAGCAUCUGAAGCGACACCAGAAAGGCCACGAUAGCCUGAGGGGCUUUGAAUGUGAUGUUUGUCACAAGAGCUUCACGCGCAGAAACAAGCCCGUCGAAGCAUCUCCAGCCUCACAAACUGGUGUCGUUGCGCAUACUCCGAACCAAACUCUCAUCAGCCCAGUCAAGACAGUAGAUCACGCGUCGCAGCCUCAGCACGUACAAUCAGAUCUGCAGCUCAUGCUACCUUCACAACAGACACCACAUUCACAGGACAGUCCUUUCAUCGACAGUGCUGGGAACGAGCAGCAACCGGGUUUUGAUUAUGAUCUGUCCACUUACGAUAUCGACUGGGACUUCCCCAUCAAUUGGCUACCGUACGACAAUGAGAUUGAGACAAACUACUGCUCGAUUCUCGGCCUCGAUAUGAACCAGCCGAUUGAUGCUGGCGAUGCAACCAUGAUAGAUCAGCCAGUUCCCAGCUUUCCCAUGAUCGAUGCUCCGCCACGUCGUUUGUCAGCCGUAACAUCGCUUUCCCCGGGCAGUGGUCUAGGAGUUUCUCCCCAGUUGAGUAUGAGUUCUGGACGUACCAUACCCGGUGAUCUGUACGCCACGAGUUCAAACGGCGCCCGACGUCCUUGUACCGCCAAGUCAAAGCAGCUGUUCCCACCGCCGGGCCUUCAAGGAUAUACACAGCUACCCACCAUUUCCCAAGACUCAGCCCUCCGAGCCAAUACGCUUUCGUUCCCUGAUCUGAGCCAUAUUAUCCUAGAAGACGAAGCGUACAGAGAGUCCUUCAUGACAGAGUUGACGUACAGCAAGAUCUGCGACGCUUUUAGACAAACGUGUCUCGAAGCCUCCAUGUUCCAUCAGCACUACACCUCCGCUGACUUUCCGUCACUGAAGCUACUCGAAUACUUCGUCAAGCUCUUCUUUGAAAACUUCGACCCCAUCAUUCCGCUUGUCCAUCCUCACACAACAGACCUAAACGGAAAUUGGGUUCUUGCUCUAGCGAUAUGUGCCAUUGGGAGCCAGUACUCCGCUACAGCGGAUAUCCACGCCUGCGUCAUACCAUUCCACGAAUUUCUUAGAAGGACUUUGGUUACUCAACUGGAAGGGUCAGACUUGACCUUGCCGCUGGCUCAGGCUCUUGUGCUGAGUCAGGUUGGCCUGCUAUACUCUGGUGGUAGUCAACUUCAAAAGGCUGCUUACGAGAGGAUGGGGAGUCUGCAGAGAGUCAUCACUUCCUAUCUUUGCCCAUCUGAUUCUCAGCGAGAACCAUCGACGGAGGUGCAUGGUGAGGGAGAGGAAGAUAGGUGGCGAGGUUGGGUUGAAGAUGAGACUUGGCGUCGAGUGUGCUAUUUCAUUUGGCUAUUAGAUCGCAUGGGACGGUACUUCUUUGAUGACCACCAGACAGGCACCUUCAACGUCGCGAACCUGACCUUGCCGCACGAUGGCCUUUGGUCACAAGCAACCUCAUCAGAUUGGAUACAACUCCAUCGCCGCAUUGAUGCAAAUCCAACACUCGAAGUCGCCAUCGGCUCACUCUUCCGCGAACGAACCGCCAAAACCGAUCUCGGUGAAUUCUCGCGCAUCCUCCUCCUGCACGCAGUCUACCAAGAAUACACCACCGUCAGCACCUACUGCAAGCGCCCUCUCUCAUCCUGGAUCCCCCAGAAUAACCCUGAACCUCGCAGCGACGAGACCCAGCACCUUCAGCUCUCGGACUCAAACUGGCGAAACGCUGCUCUCGAUUGCGUGGAUACGCUUCACUGGGCUGCCAAUGCCACCAUAGCGUCGUUGCUUGGAGCUGAGCACCCCACGGUUCUGCAUCUGCACUUCUCGCGUGUUGUGCUGCUUGUUCCGCGGAAAGCGAUAAUCACGCUCGCGAAGUAUCUGAAGGCGCCGGAGGGGUUGAGGAAAGAGGCUGCGAGUCAGAAGGAGGCGCUGCAGGCAGAACGAGAGAUAUCGGAGUGGGCUCAGCAAGAUGGCUCGAAAGCUCGUCUCGCAGCGCUACACUGCGGCUGUUUCCUCUGGCACGUCCGCCGCUACGCAAAAAUGACAUUCUACGAACCGCCCUGCGUAUUCUGGGCGACGCUGACCCUCUGGGCAUACAGUGUAUUCUGCAGUAAAUCACGAAGACCUGAACAACGCAGCGGUAGUGCAACACGCCAGAUAUCGCCUGAUCGAUCAGACGACGAGAAUCCUACGUUUAUAAGGCUGGAUCGACCGAAUGAUGAUGAGAUGGUGCAGCUGUUUGUCAGGACGGGCGUGUUGAAGGCAUAUAUCACUGGUGUUGGGGAUAUUUACUCGGCGAAUGCGCCGAGGAGGAUAUUGAAAGAGGGGAGGAGGGUUUUGGAGAGCGUGGCGUUGGCGUGGGGGAGGAAUGGGGAGUAUCUGGAGUUGUUGCAGGCUCUGGCGUGA